Molecule: messenger RNA, 996 nt
Organism: Phaedon cochleariae (mustard beetle)
Lineage: Eukaryota; Metazoa; Arthropoda; Insecta; Coleoptera; Chrysomelidae
Source: the annotation of a GenBank genome assembly
AUGGCUGUAUCCAUAGGAAGAAUAUUUGGCCGUGUGAUCACUGAUGGAUUCAAAGUCGGUCAUCCAGUCAGAUUCAAUAGUUAUGAGGCUACAAGGAAGAAUCUGAAACUCAAUGCCCAAACCAAAGUUAUUUGUCAAGGUUUCACUGGGAAACAGGGAACUUUCCACAGUAAACAAGCCAUAGAAUAUGGGUCUAAGAUGGUUGGAGGAGUGUCACCUGGCAAAGGUGGUAAAACUCACCUGGAUUUGCCAGUAUUCAAUACAGUAGCUGAGGCCCGUGCUGCUACCGGAGCUGAUGCUUCUGUGAUCUAUGUCCCUCCUCCGGGUGCGGCUGCUGCUAUUUUCGAGGCGUUGGACGCUGAAAUUCCGCUUAUCGUUUGCAUAACCGAGGGUAUUCCCCAGCAUGACAUGGUUAGAGUGAAACACAGGCUUCUCCGUCAGUCAAAAUCUAGAUUAAUCGGACCUAACUGCCCAGGCAUCAUCGCGCCUGAGCAGUGCAAGAUCGGCAUCAUGCCGGGCCACAUCCACCAGCGCGGCGUCGUGGGCGUCGUGUCCCGUUCGGGCACGCUCACCUACGAGGCUGUGCACCAGACGACGCAAGUCGGGCUGGGCCAGACGCUUUGUGUCGGCAUCGGCGGCGACCCGUUCAACGGCACCGACUUCAUCGACUGUCUGGAGGUGUUCCUGAACGAUCCCGAGACAAAGGGGAUCAUUCUCAUCGGGGAGAUCGGCGGGGUGGCCGAGGAGCAGGCCGCCGAUUAUCUCAUGACGCACAAUACGGGUCCCAACGCUAAGCCCGUGGUGUCCUUCAUCGCUGGUCUCUCUGCGCCCCCCGGCCGUCGCAUGGGACACGCCGGAGCCAUCAUUUCGGGCGGAAAAGGUGGGGCGCAGGACAAAAUCCGCGCCCUGGAAAAGGCCGGCGUCAUCGUUACCAUGUCGCCCGCCCAGAUGGGCAACGAGUUGCUUAAGGAGAUGCGCCGUCUAGGCCUGGCGUAA